Anoplophora glabripennis (Asian longhorned beetle) is the source of this 744-nucleotide messenger RNA. It is a transcript of the gene rasp, whose product is annotated as protein-cysteine N-palmitoyltransferase Rasp. Gene Ontology annotation, cellular component: endoplasmic reticulum. The transcript has 3 exons. Gene Ontology annotation, molecular function: palmitoyltransferase activity. The record is from RefSeq and is a predicted model, not a curated record. Lineage: Eukaryota; Metazoa; Arthropoda; Insecta; Coleoptera; Cerambycidae. Gene Ontology annotation, biological process: protein palmitoylation. Bases 77 to 571 code for a protein of 164 amino acids.
UUCAAACGAAAAGUUUGUGGGAUUUUUAAACUUGAAUCCCCAAAUAUUAUAUUUUGUGAUAUUAAGUUUGUUUUGGAUGAACCUGAAAUGUACAGGUUAUUUUUUAGAUAAACAUUCCUCAAAAAAACUUUUGAACUUCCUCUCGUACUGUUUAUAUCCCCCGACGAUAUUCACAGGUCCAUUUAUAUCAAUUAAUGAUUAUUUAAACAUCUAUAACUCUACAGCUGUACCUUUUUGGAAAAGGGUACAAAAACUUAUUUUAAAUUUAGGUGGAUGUAUAUUUUGGUAUACCCUUACCAAUUUCUGUUUGCAUUACAUAUAUGUAAAUGCCACUUCAUAUCAACCACAGUUGGUUAAACAUUUUGAUAGUUGGAGCUUAUAUGGGUAUGGAUAUGCAAUGGGUCAGUUUUUUCAUAUUAAGUAUGUUGUUCUGUAUGGAUUAAGCACAAGUUUUGCUUCCUUUGAAAAUGUCAAUGUGCCUCAUUUACCAAGAUGUAUUGGAAGAAUUCAUUUGUAUUCAGACAUGUGGAAAUAUUUUGAUCCUGGUUUAUACAAAUUUUUACUAAGAUGAGUCUGAAUAACUUGUUAAUGCAAUUGUUCCCAGAAAAAAAGCCUGAAAUAAUCCAUUUUGGUGAUCUAGCAUUUGAAAAGUGUGAGUAAAUUUUUGCUCGUAAAGAAACUAAAUAAGGACCACUUUUUGAAAGGGGUGGUAUAGUCUUAAGUAGAACAUCCUAAAAAUAUGUG